Penaeus indicus is the source of this 2191-nucleotide messenger RNA. RefSeq lists its product as uncharacterized. The coding region runs from base 939 to 2105 and encodes 388 amino acids. The transcript has 2 exons. The record is from RefSeq and is a predicted model, not a curated record. Lineage: Eukaryota; Metazoa; Arthropoda; Malacostraca; Decapoda; Penaeidae.
GGGGCCACAGUCAAUACCAGGCCGGUGAGACGCCUCUCCUCGGCUCUCUCUCUCUCUCUCUCUCUCCCUCUCUCCCUCUGCCCUGCUCUUCACUACCUCUCUCUCUGCCUCUCUCUUCACCUGGCCGCCCAGCCAGCCUGGUGUCACCGCCGCCACCGCCGCCGCCACACACCACCGCACGUCGGCUCCCUCCACACCGCCACGCCGCUGCUGCGCCUUUCGCCACACGCUGCAAUCACGCCACCCACCCUUUUCCCUGUACCACCAACGGCACCACAACCUCCCGCCUCACGAGAUCGUCCACCCAAGCGCCCUCCCUCCUCCCCCUCCCCCGUACUCCUCUUCCCUCCCUCCCUCCCUCCCUCCCCCUCCCUAUCUCCUCUCUGCUUUUUAUAUCUCUACCACGACCGCGAGGAGCAAGGGCAGAAAUCAAGAAGCACCCGCCUCCUACUCCCACCCAAUCACCUGAGGAUCAUCCAGCACCUGCAGAACACUUAGUGACUAUUUGGCCGUUGAGAAGCACCACGGAGCAUCAAGCACCCGAGGAAUCCCUUUGAAGAACUUACCAGCCAAGGAUCAACCAGCACCCAAAGGAUACCUAAAAAGAUCUAGCAUAUGAGUGCUAUUUACGUGCUGUGUGCCUGUUACCUGAAUUGUACAUAGUACAUUAGGAAUACCUUACAUGCACAAACUGCCAAAAAAUAUCUUGUGAAAUACCUGAAAAGUUCCUAAGGAAUACCUAGUACUUACCAAGCACCAGAAAAAUCACCUGAAUUCCAAGGAACAUCACCAUCCAAGGAUAAUGUAGGUUCUCACCAGCAAUCACACAUUAUGUGCCAGAAAAGAUGUAGUUUAGCAAAUCACAAACAUCACAAGAAUAAGUGGAAAUAUCCUCCUACUUGUUAUUAUAAACUGGCAUCCACGACCCAUUAUCCACUAUGUCGUCUGCCCUCCCUUCCUCUAUCGCCUUGUUUCUCUUCCUCAUCCUUUUCUCCCUGAAACCUUCACUGUGCCAACAAGAAAUUGUGGUGCUGAAGCUGGCAGACGGUGGCACCAGCAAACCACUUCGCCUGUUGCCUCUUCACGACCAUAAAGACUCGGAGAUGCCAACUGCUGCUGCACAAUUAAGUCUCCUGCACGAGGAGGAAGUGUCUGCCAGCACACAAGAAGAUGAGGACAAGUCACAAAAUGCAAAUGUAAAGCAGCAAGUGACCCAAGAAAGUAUGACCAUAACCCCAAGUGGGAAAAGGUCAGUGCAACACGAGGGCCAGACAGAGGAUGCAAGAAGCUCAACUCCAGAUUCUGCUACAGGAGGUUUCCAGCCCACACUGAAACCAACAGAAACUAGCCCAGCAGUGAGAACAACAACAGCUUCUACAUCACCCACAGAGCUUCCAAACUGGACUCCAGAAAAUACCACAACACUUCCGUCUUCCACAAACCCCUCCCUGAGUACAGUGACGCCCGCACCACCCUCACUGUGCCACCAGGAAUGCCUGGCCGCCCUCAAUGCGAUCCGUCUCCAUCCUCACACCAGCCUCACACUGAGACAAGGGUCAGAGCUGACAUUGCGGUGUGAAGUCCCACUGGCUCCUCCAGUCGUUAUGGAAAGUGUAGUGUGGCUCUACCAGUCGGAUGACAUUGGCAAGGGGCAGUGUGCCCUCACUCCAAAGGAUUUCAUUCCACCAUGCCAGGGCUUCCAGACCAUCUCACACAUCAAUGACAUAAAUGCCACCUUAAUCAAGGAUACUAUUGGAGUGGGCAACCUGCAAGCAAACUACAGUGGCCAAUACAUGUGUCAGGUGCAAAUAACAUGUUGCCCUCGAAGUGAACAGGAGCAUGUGAUGAACCACGAACUAAGUUCUCGUGUCACUGUGUGGUUGAGAGACUACACAAUAGACCUUGCCAUCACUGGGUCCCUAGCAGUGGGACUGGUCCUCCUCCUGACUGCUGGCAGCAUCUACCUAGCUCGGCAAAACCAUGGCGACUAUGUGGCUAUCACGGACAAAACGCUGGACGUAAAGCCGAUGACAGUUCUCCACAUCCCUCUUGUAGAUGACCAAGACAAUGACAGUUUUGACAGUAAUUUUGAUGAGCAAGAAUAAGUCAUUAAUAUGUAUAUUAUAUAUUUAUAGGAAUGUAUACCUUUUAGCAGUCAUUAUGUAGUGAAAUAAAGUAUUAAAAUAUCUAA